AUGGCGGAGCUGACUAUCAGCGUUGUCCGAGUUGCCUGGAUUUUCAAAAAGAGGUUGGAAGAUCGAGGAGGGUCCGGCGCCAAGAACCAGAUCGGGCUACCACUUGUACUGCACCAUGCAAAUGUACAAAAGGACGAGGUCGUCCGGAGUAAGGACUCUCUGAAGCCGUUCGUCCUUGGACACAGCGAUCCAAGCUCGGUAGAUCUCUUCAGAGCGGAAUUUGAAGUAUUCCUUGCCGAGGGGGAAAGACUUGGAGUGGGGGUUGUGGUGAAACAUUCGCGCGACGAUGUAGCGGCUAAUGGUGUCCUUCAAAUUGUCAAUCUCAAAGUCCAAGCUGUGGUCAAAAGAGAAAGAGAGAGUAGCGAGCAUGAGAGGAAGGUUGACCCCAUCUUCAUGGCCAACGAAACCGCUAGGACACAACUGAAUCCCGAGUAG
This is a messenger RNA of Fusarium venenatum, 435 nucleotides long. Lineage: Eukaryota; Fungi; Ascomycota; Sordariomycetes; Hypocreales; Nectriaceae. The record is from RefSeq and is a predicted model, not a curated record.